UAUUUGAAACCAAAGAUUAAUAGACUCUUGAUCGACGAAGGCAGCUGCUGUAAUAUCGUGUGUGUCUGGCCGGGAAAAAAAUCUGCACGUCUAUAGUUUAUUUCGUCUUUUCCACGUCGUCGUGUAGAAACUCGAAAGCCCAGGGCUACUAGCUACUAGACUUUCCUUGUGUGUGUGUGGCGGCCAAGAAUAACGUCGUUUCUUUUCUUCCUGUUAUUUGUCUCGUCCGGAUUUACACGACCGACUUUUUUCCCACUUUUCCUUCGAUGGCGCUGACGGAGUGAGUCGGCCAACCAACGUCCAUUGGUCGUCCCCCCGAAAAUCGUAAUUUUGUGUGUCUGUGUGUUGGUGGUGGUGGACAAACUCCCCCCCUACCGACGUCUGCCAGCAGCAGAAGGGCCCAACUUGACUUCUGGUUUUUAGAGAAAAAAGAAAAAAAAAAAGAAAUAAAAAUAAUCUCCCGAGAGAGAGAGAGAGAGAGAGACAAUUUCACGCCGGAACUUGUUCUCAGUUCGGUAGGAGGUGUGAAGUGAUAUGGCGGCUCACGGGACGAACGGACGGGCUCCCAAAAGACCCAGGACUGAUCAGCAGCAGGAUAAUGCCCAGCGUAACUGGUAUGGUGGAGAGCGUGGAGGUGGCUGGGAGUUCAAGGAGGAGGACGGAGGAUUCAAAAAGAAGGACUUUCCCGAGAACCACAUCUUGCUGUUCACCAUCGUGAACCCGGUCUACCCAAUCACAGUGGAUGUGCUGCACACCAUCACCCAGGCCUUUGGAGAAGUCCUACGCAUCGUCAUCUUCAAGAAACACGGCGUCCAAGCCAUGGUCGAGUUUGCCAAUGUGGAUAUGGCAAGGGCUGCCAAAGAAGGUCUAGAUGGAGCUGACAUUUAUUCCGGCUGCUGCACCUUGAAAAUCGAAUACGCUAAGCCAACCAGGUUGAAUGUCCACAAAAACGAUUCAGAGACGUGGGAUUACACGACACCUACACCGGGAGCAGAUUCACAAAGACAGAGGCCAGCACCGUUAUUACCGGAACCUGCUGGCGGACCUCAGGGAUUCCGGGGAUCACCCGAGUAUGGACGGACGGCGGAACGACACGAGAACGGAUUUGGUGUCCGGCAGGGGCGUGACGGCGCCACGCCGAGGUUCGACUACGAGGAAAGUGCCGGCGGGGCUGGCGGGCGGUUCGGUGGUGAGCCGUCACGGUCCAUUGGAGGCGGCAGAGCUCCCGGCCAGAGGUUUGGCGGUCAACCCGGCGGUCCGCCCGUCCAGAGCCGGGGCUCCCGGGGCGUCGUGGACGCCACCGACGGCCCCCAAGAAGGCGCCGUCCUGAUGGUCUACGGUCUCAACAUGGAGAAGAUGAACGCCGACCGGCUCUUUAAUCUCCUCUGUCUCUACGGAAACGUCUUUAAAAUAAAAUUUCUCAAAACCAAAGAAGGCUCGGCUAUGGUUCAGAUGGGCGAUGCCCCUUCGGUCGACCGGGCCAUUUUUUACCUCAACGGCCUGGAUUUCUUCAACACGAAAAUGAACGUCAAUUAUUCCAAACAGGCCUUUUUGGCGGACGUGUCGAUGCCGUACGACCUGCCGGACGGGACGCCUUCCUUCAAGAGUUUCGUCAACAGCAAGAACAAUCGCUUCCUCAACUCUGACAUGGCCUCGAAAAAUCGACUCCAACCGCCUUGCAAAGUCCUCCACUUCUACAACACUCCGCCCGGCCUCACCGAGGAGGACCUGCGCAAAGUUUUCGAAGAGAACGGAACGGCUUUCCCCGCCGAUAUCCGGCUCCUGCAGAACAAGAGUGAAAAAAGUUCGUCCGGCCAUUUGGAGUUUAGCACGCUCCAGGAGGCCGUCGAAGCCCUCGUCAUCUGCAACCACAUUCCCCUUUCCGGCGCCAAUGUCAAAUGGCCCUAUACGACUAAAUUGUGUUUCUCGACCCCACGGCCUGGCCAAGCCGAGCAGACGCAGUGAUGAUGACCACACAUGUACACACACAAGUUUAUCAAACCAAACCAGGAGCUUGACCAAAAUGAUUUUUCGUCAGAUGAUUCAGAAAACUUAACCAGAAAAAAAAAAGUUGAAUUUUUUUUCUUUUGUUCGAGAGAUAAAAACAAAAUUUAGGAAGAAUGUUGAUAGGAGCCCACAGCUGAAGUUCAUUUCAAGAGAGACAGCAGAAGACAAUUGACGAGGCAUUUUGUUACAACAUGUAAAACACAUACACGAGUCGCGCAGAGAGAGAGAGUGAAGCACUACCUCCAAAAAUUCAGAAUGAUUCAAGUCAAACACACAGAUUUAAUUUUUUUUCUAAUUUCUCCCCCCAUUUUUUCGUGUUCUUAAUAAUUUGUUUUUUCUUUUGGGUUACAUUUCCCCCUUUUUUUCGCAUGCCAUAUCGGUGUAAUAUUUCUUUCAUUUUUGUUUUUUUCUGAAAUUGUUGACAGACUUUGGGUAAAAACGUUGACUGUUGAAAAACGAGAAAAAUAAGUACACGCGUGUUUUUUUUCGUGUU
Messenger RNA from Daphnia pulicaria, 2500 nucleotides. It is a transcript of the gene sm, whose product is annotated as heterogeneous nuclear ribonucleoprotein L-like. Gene Ontology annotation, cellular component: nucleus. The record is from RefSeq and is a predicted model, not a curated record. Gene Ontology annotation, biological process: mRNA processing; regulation of RNA splicing. Bases 535 to 1965 code for a protein of 476 amino acids. Gene Ontology annotation, molecular function: mRNA binding. The transcript has 14 exons. NCBI's taxonomy places the organism in Eukaryota, Metazoa, Arthropoda, Branchiopoda, Diplostraca, Daphniidae.